Closterium sp. NIES-65 is the source of this 312-nucleotide messenger RNA. NCBI's taxonomy places the organism in Eukaryota, Viridiplantae, Streptophyta, Zygnematophyceae, Desmidiales, Closteriaceae. The record is from the annotation of a GenBank genome assembly.
AUGGCCGACUCUGCGAGCGGAUCUGCAAGCGCGCCGAGCUCAGAUUUCUACACCGCUGCGGGAUUCAGAAAGUGGGUCGUCGAGAACAAGAUCAAGGCUGUUGGUUCACUAUGGGCGUCAGCGGUGGGAGGUUCCAUUCUGUAUAACUUCAGGAAGCCUGGGGAGAAGAUGAGCGUCAAGAUCAUCCAUGCGCGGCUACACGCUCAGGCAUUGACAUUGGCGGCAUUGCUGGCUGCUGGCGCUGUAGAAUACUACGAGCAUGCCUCGGGAGCAAAAGUGGAGAAAGUUGCUGAACAAACGAAAUUGCAUUGA